AUGUGGAACUCGGCCGAGAAUUUGUCGGCGCGUUCGGAGUCGUUCAGGGAGGAUGGGGACGACGAGGAGGCGCUGCGGUGGGCGGCGCUUGAGCGGCUGCCGACGUACCGCCGCGUCAGGAUGGGGAUCUUCAGGAACAUGGUCGGCGAUUCGAAGCAGAUCGACGUGCAGAAACUCGAGGCGGAGGAGCAGAAAAUCGUACUGGAUCGGCUGAUUAGCUCCGUCGACGAUGAUUGGGAGAAGUUCUUCAACCGCGUACGACGCCGCUUUGACAGGGUUGAUCUGGAAUUCCCGAAGGUUGAAGUUAGAUUUCACCAUUUAAAAAUCGAAUCAUCUGUCCAAACUGGCAGUAGAGCUCUACCUACAAUAUCAAAUUUCAUCAUCAACAUGGCCGAGGCUUUAUUCAGGAAGCUAAGGAUACACUCUGGUAAUAUAAGAACUCUAACAAUUCUAGACGAUAUCAGUGGGAUAGUUCGACCAGGAAGGUUAACUUUAUUAUUAGGACCUCCAAGCUCUGGAAAGACGACACUGCUGUUAGCACUUGCUGGACUCCUUAAAUCUGAUCUAAAGGUGUCAGGUAACAUUACCUACAACGGACAUGGUCUGAAAGAGUUCGUACCCCAAAGGACAUCCGCUUAUGUGAGUCAACAAGAUUGGCAUGUUGCAGAGAUGACUGUAAGAGAAACACUUGACUUCUCCGCACGCUGUCAAGGUGUUGGUUAUAAAUAUGAUAUGCUUCUGGAACUCUCGAGAAGAGAGAAGAUUUCUGGAACAAAGCCUGACGAAGAUCUUGAUAUUUUCAUGAAGGCAUUAUCUUUGGAGGGAACUGAGACCGGUCUUCUGGUUGAGUACAUUUUGAAGAUUUUAGGAUUGGACCUUUGUGCGGAUACUCUGGUUGGAGAUGAAAUGAUUAAAGGGAUCUCCGGUGGUCAAAAAAAACGUUUGACAACAGGUGAAUUACUAGUGGGUCCCUCAAGAGUGUUGUUUAUGGAUGAAAUUUCAAAUGGCCUUGAUAGUUCGACAACAUACCAAAUCAUCAAGUACCUCAAACAUUCAACCCGUGCACUUGAUGGAACCACCGUGAUUUCUCUGCUUCAGCCAGCACCUGAGACUUACGAGUUAUUUGAUGACAUUAUUCUCUUGUCUGAGGGAAAGAUUGUGUACCAGGGACCUCGUACAUCUGUCCUUGACUUCUUUGCAUAUAUGGGUUUUCGCUGUCCAGAGCGGAAAAAUGCAGCAGACUUCCUUCAAGAAGUUGUAUCGAAGAAGGACCAAGAGCAAUACUGGUCUUUACCUGAUCAGCCUUAUCGUUUCAUACCGAUUAUAAGAUUUGCCGAAGCUUUUAAUUCAUACAACAUUGGGAAGAGUUUAUCCGAGGAACUGGAUAUCCCAUACGAUAGGCGCUACAGUCAUCCUGCAGCCUUAUCAUCUUCUCAAUAUGGUGUCAAGAAAAUUGAACUUCUUAAGACCAACUAUCAUUGGCAAGUGCUGCUUAUGAAGCGGAAUAUGUUUAUCUAUGUUUUUAAAUUUGUACAGCUCCUUUUGGUUGCUCUGAUUACCAUGAGUGUGUUUUGCCGGGCUACACUGCGUCAUGAUACAAUUGAUGAUGCGGGUCUUUAUCUGGGAGAGUUGUAUUUUUCGAUGGUGAUUAUUCUUUUUAAUGGUUUCACCGAGGUUUCCAUGCUGGUGGCGAAGCUUCCGAUUAUAUACAAGCACAGGGACUUGCACUUUUACCCUUGUUGGGCAUAUACCCUGCCUUCAUGGCUCUUGAGCAUUCCGACUUCAUUGAUAGAGUCUGGUUUCUGGGUGGCAGUAACAUACUAUGUGGUCGGGUUUGAUCCGAACUUCACAAGAUUUCUUCGGCAAUCGCUGCUCUACUUCUUUCUUCAUCAAAUGUCUCUAGCUCUGUUUCGUCUGAUGGGUUCCCUUGGCCGCAAUAUGAUUGUGGCGAAUACUUUCGGAUCUUUUGCUAUGUUGAUAGUCAUGGCCCUUGGCGGAUACAUCAUUUCAAGAGAUAGGAUCCCUAGUUGGUGGAUUUGGGGAUUUUGGAUUUCCCCACUAAUGUAUGCUCAAGAUGCUGUUAGUGUGAAUGAGUUCCUCGGGCACUCUUGGGAUAAGAGAAGUGCGGGCAACUCAACUUUGCCACUAGGCGAAGCAUUGCUAAAGGCUCGCAGUUUGUUUCCUCAAAGUUACUGGUACUGGAUAGGUGUUGGUGUUUUGAUCGGUUAUACCUUCUUAUUCAAUUUCCUUUUCACCAUUUUCCUCUCGAAGCUGAACCCUCUUGUGAAGCGUCAAGCUGUUAUUUCUAAAGAAGAGCUCGAAAAUAGAGAGAAGAUGCGGAAAGGAGAACCUGUUGUUAUUCAGCUAAGAGACUUUUUGCAGCAUUCGGGUUCAUUUGCUAAAAAGAGUUUUAAACAAAAGGGCAUGGUGCUUCCUUUUCAGCCGCUUUCAAUGUCUUUCAGCAACAUCUGUUACUACGUGGAUGUGCCUCUGGAACUGAAGCAGCAAGGCGUAUCCGAGGACAAACUGCAGUUACUGAACGACAUAACAGGAGCAUUCAGGCCAGGUGUGCUCACAGCAUUGGUUGGAGUUAGUGGUGCCGGGAAAACUACCCUUAUGGAUGUAUUAGCCGGUAGAAAAACUGGCGGAGUUAUAGAAGGAAAUGUCAAUAUAUCUGGUUAUCCUAAAACACAAGAAACUUUUGCUAGAAUAUCAGGGUACUGUGAGCAAAACGAUAUCCAUUCUCCUUGCUUAACCAUCCACGAAUCGCUUUUGUUCUCCGCUUGGCUGAGGUUACCAUCAGAUAUUGACUUGGAAACCCAAAAGGCAUUUGUUGAAGAGGUGAUGGAACUUGUGGAGCUCGUUCCUUUAAAAGGGGCUUUGGUAGGCUUACCAGGAGUUGAUGGAUUAUCAACAGAGCAAAGAAAACGCCUCACUAUUGCUGUUGAACUGGUCGCCAAUCCUUCCAUAGUUUUUAUGGAUGAGCCAACAUCAGGUUUGGAUGCUAGAUCUGCAGCCAUUGUUAUGAGGACUGUGAGGAAUAUAGUGAAUACGGGGAGAACAAUCGUUUGCACGAUUCAUCAACCCAGCAUUGACAUCUUUGAAUCCUUUGAUGAGCUUUUAUUUAUGAAACGGGGAGGGGAGCUCAUUUAUGCUGGUCCACUCGGUCCCAAAUCUAGCAAACUGAUCGAGUAUUUUGAGGGGGUUGAUGGAGUACGGAGGAUAAGGCCAGGAUAUAAUCCCGCUACAUGGAUGUUAGAAGUUACAUCGUCAGCAGAGGACCGCCUCGAUGUUGAUUUCGCUGAAAUUUAUAGACAAUCAAACCUAUUUCAAUAUAAUAAAGAAUUGGUCGAGAGGUUAAGCAAGCCAAGUGCUGAUGCAAAAGAACUUAACUUCCCCACAAUGUAUUCAAGGUCGUAUCUUGAUCAAUUUGUGGCUUGCCUCUGGAAGCAGCAUCUCUCUUACUGGCGAAACCCCCAAUACACGGCUGUUCGCUUCUUCUACACAGUGAUUAUAUCACUUAUGCUAGGGACAAUAUGUUGGGAAUUCGGUUCCAAAAGGGAUUCACAGCAAGACAUUUUUAACGCAAUGGGAUCAAUGUACGCAGCAGUAUUGUUCAUCGGAGUAACAAACGGCACUGCUGUUCAACCAGUUGUCUCUGUUGAAAGAUUCGUUUCUUACAGAGAGAGAGCAGCUGGAACAUAUUCAGCUCUACCUUUUGCGUUUGCCCAGGUGGCCAUUGAGUUUCCUUAUGUAUUCGUACAGGCAAUAUUCUACUGCACCAUAUUUUACUCUAUGGCCUCGUUCGAGUGGACCUUCUCCAAAUUUGUGUGGUACACGUUUUUUAUGUACUUCACUAUGUUGUACUUCACCUUUUACGGCAUGAUGACGACAGCUGUCACUCCCAACCACAAUGUGGCCGCCAUUAUUGCCGCCCCAUUCUACAUGCUCUGGAAUCUCUUCAGCGGUUUCAUGAUACCUCACAAGAGAAUUCCGAUAUGGUGGAGAUGGUACUAUUGGGCGAACCCUAUAGCUUGGAGUCUAUAUGGUCUCGUUGCUUCUCAAUACGCUGACGUGGAAAAACUCGUGAAACUUUCGGACGGAGUUCAGUUGUUGUCGACUAGGUUACUGGUCAAGAACGUUUUCGGAUUCAGACAUGAUUUCGUCGGCAUUGCGGGUAUUAUGGUGGUCGGAUUUUGUGUUCUGUUUGCAGUGAUUUUCGCUUUCGCUAUCAAAUCUUUUAAUUUUCAGAGGAGAUAGGUUUUUGUAAUAGAGUGUGAUUAUAAAUUUAGUUUUUCAUUCAACAUAUGGAAACUGUAAAGUUUUGUAAUGAGGAUUGAGCUUUUGUGAUUCAUUUUUCAUCUGCAAUAAAAUUAUAUUGAUAGUGUGAAGUUACA
Molecule: messenger RNA, 4397 nt
Organism: Erythranthe guttata (spotted monkey flower)
Lineage: Eukaryota; Viridiplantae; Streptophyta; Magnoliopsida; Lamiales; Phrymaceae
Product: ABC transporter G family member 32-like
Cellular component (GO): membrane
Molecular function (GO): ATP hydrolysis activity; ABC-type transporter activity; ATP binding
Source: RefSeq, a predicted model, not a curated record